AUGAAAAACUACGAAUACCAACAACAACAGCCACAAUCACAACAAUCACAACAACCCCGGCCAAACCCAGGGUACCCAGUAGAUGGAUUUGGAGGAUAUAAUAAUGCAUUCAAUGGUGGAUUCAAUAAUUUAAACACUGGUUUUGAUAGUAAUAACCGCAGAUUAAGUAUGCAUCAUCAACAGACUGGUAUGAUUAACCCACAACCAACUGGAAGACCCAUGAUGGCCCAGCAAGCAACAGGAGGAUUCGACAGACAACAACAACAACAACAACAGCAACAGCAACAACAGAAUCAACAACUACAACAACAAUCUUCUGGCCAGCAAAAUAAUAUGAACCGACAGUCAUCAGUGGUUCUCUCUGGAACACUUAAAGGGACUGUUGAUAUCGAAGGGAUUUUUAAACAAAUCACGAAAAAUACAGGGGGUGUCAUCACUAAUGAAGUACAGUUGCAAGAAGCUCUGUCGCAGUUUGAUUAUAGUACCCCAUUUUCUCCACAAACCGUGCGUCUCUUUUUCCGAGUGUGCGAUGCCAACGGCGAUCGAGAACUUGAAUACAUAGAGUUCCGCAAUCUUUGGCGUGUUCUAAUUGAAUGGAAAAAGCUUUACCAAAAAUUUGAUAGAGACCACAGUGGUAACAUCUCCUUUGAUGAAUACCAAAACGCACUUGUACAGUUUGGGUUCAUGGGGAUGUCAUCCCAAUUUACACAAUUUUACUUUUCAAGCCAUGCGGUUCAAACCCAACCAAAUAUGCCAAUGUGCCUUAAUUUUGAUGGAUUUGUGCAAUCGCUCCAAAAACUAUCUUACCUUCGAAAGGCUUAUUCCAAGCAUUUCAAUUUUGGAUCUAACAUGCAACAAUUUGAAAAUAUGAUAGUUGUAGUUCAUGAACUCAUUUGA
Messenger RNA from Magnusiomyces paraingens, 897 nucleotides. RefSeq lists its product as uncharacterized. The transcript is spliced from 2 exons. Gene Ontology annotation, molecular function: calcium ion binding. The record is from RefSeq and is a predicted model, not a curated record. Lineage: Eukaryota; Fungi; Ascomycota; Dipodascomycetes; Dipodascales; Dipodascaceae. The coding region runs from base 1 to 897 and encodes 298 amino acids.